This is a messenger RNA of Rotaria sp. Silwood2, 528 nucleotides long. NCBI's taxonomy places the organism in Eukaryota, Metazoa, Rotifera, Eurotatoria, Philodinida, Philodinidae. The record is from the annotation of a GenBank genome assembly.
AUGUUUCCAAAUUAUUAUACAUCAUUAAAUUCUCAUGAUGAUUUUUCAUCAUCAGAUAUUUCUUCAUUCCAUCAUUUUUAUCAGCAACAUCCACAUUUAUUUUCAACAACACAUUUUUCAAAUAAUAAAGUUUUACCAUCAACUGUUUAUCCAACAUAUACAAUGCAAGGUUUAAAUAUGCAUGUUAAUGUUACCAUGAAUCCUGUUGAUAUUACUCCUUCUCAAUUAUUAUCAACCGUUUCACAAACAUAUUUUUAUUCGUCUAAUCAAAAUAGUAGGAAUACACUAGAAGAAAAACUAAUUAAUCCAAGAUUAUUAAAUGAUAAUGAACGAUUUUUAUCACAAGUACAAUCAACAUUAACUAAAGUAAAAAAUAAAGAAAAAAAAAUUCGUAAACCACGUACAAUUUAUAGUACACCUCAAUUACAAGCACUUAAUAAACGUUUUCAUCAUACUCAAUAUUUAGCUUUAUCGGAACGUGCUGAAUUAGCGGCUAUGCUUUCUCUAACACAGACUCAAGUGAGUUGA